Oncorhynchus gorbuscha (pink salmon) is the source of this 1914-nucleotide messenger RNA. RefSeq names its product apolipoprotein O, b (gene apoob). The record is from RefSeq and is a predicted model, not a curated record. Gene Ontology annotation, cellular component: MICOS complex. Gene Ontology annotation, biological process: cristae formation. Lineage: Eukaryota; Metazoa; Chordata; Actinopteri; Salmoniformes; Salmonidae. The coding region runs from base 210 to 812 and encodes 200 amino acids. The transcript has 9 exons.
AAGGGUAUGAAUAUUUCAGCGAGACAACUCAAGGGCGAAGUUCAUUAAAGCAAUCAACCGUUCUCUGUCGUGGGUGAUGUCUUUUCCCCCGACUGGUCGAGCACCGUUUCAUUACAUUGGUGUCAGAAGAGAUCGGACCUUGCAUCCACGACUGUGCGUGAGCUUGGCCUGUGCCGCAGUUUGCCGCUGUGUCAGGGGUCCUGGGUCUGAUGACGGGCACUGCGACUGUCCUGGCCACCAGCGAGGUGAAGAAGAAACCUGCAGCUCUAAGUCUCAGUAUUGAAGAGCUCCCGUCCCUCUAUGUUACUCCAGAGCCGCAGCUCCGGUAUGUGGAGCCAGAGGUGGGGCCAGUGGAACAGGGCGUGGCCAAGCUGAGGAAAUGGGCCGAGCCUUACACCAACCAGUGUCAGGUAACGGGUCUGGUUGCCCUGGAGAAAGCUGAGGAGGUCUACAGGACUGUAGAGCCCACUGUGAGCGCCUCCACCAGGACAGUGAGAGGGACAUAUGAGUUCCUCAAUGAUCCUCCUCCGGACCUCUAUCCCAGCGUCGGGGUGGUUGGCUUCUCUGGCUUCUUAGGAUUGUACCUGGCCAAAGGUUCCAGGGUGAAGAGGCUGGUGUUUCCUGUCGGGCUGAUGGCUCUUAGUGCUUCCAUGUUCUACCCCCAGCAAGCUGCCUCCUUAACCAAGGUGAGCAGGGACUCUGUGUACAGCUGGAGUCAGCAGGGUCGGGAUGCUGUGCAGACGCUCUGGAAGGACCUGCCAUUUGGCAAGGGCAAGGCUGAGAAGACCGAGGACAAGAGCACUGCUAGCUGAGACAGAGCCUGGACACAUCGCAUGAGUUUUUAAAGUUAAUGGCAUCAAAGGUCCCAAAACAAUCACAUUUUGUUGCGUCAUGGAACAUUUGGUUCAAACGUAGAGGAUAGGUUAUAAUUGGAGCCCGGCCGGUAUAUUGUUUCACCGAUAUUAUCCAUCUAUAUUGGCCGUAAAACCCAGGGCGUUUUUAUUUGACUGUGUGUGUUCAUGUUGUGGGCCUAAUGUUGUGUCAGUGUGUUUGGGUGUGUAUGUUCAAUCAUGUGGUGUUCCUAGGUGUGGAUUGUUGCUGGCCCUGUUCUCCUAUGCCUUUUGUUUCAUGAAAUUGUGAAAUCCUCAAUGACUGAUGUUAAUAUAGGGGAUUAGGAUUCUUGGCAUGAUAACAACGGUUGUCAGAGGAGUUGGACUGCAACUUCUGACAGAAUCACCUAUAUUCACAACAGCCCUCUUUUCCCGAGUGUGUUUCCCUAGGUGGCAACGGUGUGACACAAAGCUCCUCACGGUGCACGUAGUGUUGGCACACAAAACAGAAAAGUAUUUGAAUUUUGAAGGACGUUACAUCAUGUCAUCACACCCACCAGUGGUGAGAGCAUGUUAUUACCAUAAUCUACUGUAUGUCUAAAUUGGUUGGAACCAGGCUCUUGUCGUAAAAAUACAAUUUGUUUUCAGUGAUAUAACCUGGCUUACUAGAGGUGAUAUAAAGUCUGUAGUUCUGGGUGUGCUGCAACAGUGUAGAUAGAAAUCACAUUCAACACUCCUAAAUGCACCGCGCCUCCAUGGUGUACACACACCCUAGACAGAGCACCUUAACAUACCGCUGUCUCUCCUGUAACAUGAUACAUCACAUUCCCUCUUGCUCAGUUACCUUGCCAACUAACCAUGCCAACCUGUUGUAACCAUGCCAAUGGACACAGGAGACUCCUGUCAGCUGUCCUCUGACCUCGUUUCUGUGUUUGUCUACAUCUUGUUGCUCAUGUUUGUUUUGGUUAUGUUUAUGUAUUUAUUUCUAAAGACAUUCCUCCAUCAUUGAUCCACCACAGAGUGCACUACGAUAAUGUUGCAUAAAUUAUUAAAAAAGUUAAAGAUGUACUUCUACUGAAGAAUA